AUGACGGGGCUUCCUUGGCUGGACUAUCCAGUCAUGCUUCACUCAUCACGAACAGACACCUGCAAAUUGGCGCCAGCUCAGUGUGAGUAUCGACAAGGUUACUGGAGGUACUGGUAUCAAGCAGAUCAUGUAUACGGAUACGCCACCGUUUAUUUCAUGUGUGCGAUCAUUGGCGUGUUCACAAUUGGAAACAUUAUAUCAACCAUAUCGAGGAGAUCAAAGUCAAGAGCGAGUGGGAAUCUCACAUGGCGGAGAGGAUUAGCGACUGGUCGAUUCCUUUCAUACAGAUCAUUUUAUAUCCAAGGCUUGAGAUGGUAUUCGCCUUCCGCUGGCGUGAUGUUGUUGGGUGUUUGCGGGGCUAUAUACUUCUUUGCUCUGACACUUGGCCCAAAACCAUACUACUGGCCGAAUACGAAGAAACUGUCUUAUGGAGGUUCCCCGCCUCUGGCAACCAGGUCAGGAUGGAUGGCUGUAGCUCUACUUCCAUUUGUGAUGGUCUUGUCCUCGAAGCUCAACUAUGUCACGUAUAUGACUGGCAUAUCUCAUGAGAAACUUAUGGUCUUCCACCGCUGGACUAGUUGGGCAAUGUUUGUGUUAGCUUUGGUUCAUACGUUCCCGUUCAUUGUGGUUCACAUCCGAAAAGGAGAUAUGAUGACACAGUGGAAGACGAGCGUGGUUUAUUGGACUGGUGUCGCUGCCCUCAUCCCUCAAGCGUACAUGAACAUCAUGUCCAUCGGUGUCAUACGUACUCGAUUCUAUGAAUUUUUCAAGGCUACCCACUUCCUUGCGGCAGGAUUCUUCAUCGUCUUCUUCUUCAUUCAUUGCGACUUUCGCCUCACAUCUUGGGAUUACUUCAUUGCUGCACUCGCGCUCUAUGGGGUAACCUACAUCUUCUCAUUUUUUCGCACCGCACUUCAAAGUCUCAAGGCCGAGGCGAAAUUCAUCCUCCUCCCGGACUCAACAAUUCAGAUUUCGGUCCCUACGGAAAUGUCCUGGAAACCAGGCCAACAUGUAUUCCUCCGAUUUUGGGCCCUCCCCGGUUUACAUUCAUACAGCAUGCAUCCGUUCACAAUCUGCUCUUUGCCGUCAUCCGGAGAAAUGGUCUUCUUCAUCCGACCACACAGAGGCUUUACUGGGCGCCUGAAGAAGCUUGUCGAGACUCGAUACGGAACCAUGGCCAUGAGUAUCGACGGCCCGUAUGGAAAUAGCGACACAGCCAGCAAACUCGCUUCUUCUGACACGGUGAUCCUCAUCGCUGGAGGGUCGGGCACUGGGUACUUAUUACCAUUGCUUCAAAGCAUCUUGCAAGAGAACAUCAGCACGGCAGAAGUUCACGUCACGAUAGCAGUUAGACACUCAGAUUCAGCGCACUGGAUCGUCGGGGAGCUCGAGCGAGUCCUAGAAUCCCACACCUCAAACCGAAAGGUGAAAAUUGACAUCCAUAUCACCGACGAUGUCUCCUCUCUCCAAACCGAGGAAAAAGAGAUCUCACCUGAUGAUGAUGCGGAGAAGAGCGCGCUUAGACGAGCUGGUCCCGUUGCUACGGGGCAUAAGAGUAUUACCGUGAUAUAUGGGAAGGGCAGACCGGAUUUGAAGGAGCUACUUAGGAGGAAUACUAUGGAUGCACUAGAAGGGACGAGCGUAUCGGUCACAAGUUGUGGACCUGCGAGCAUGGGUCUUGAUGUUAGGAAUGCGUGUGCAGAGGCUCAAGGCAGAAUUUUCCAAGGAAAAGGAGGAGCAGGGGAGGUAUGGUUUCAUUGUGAAGCUUUUGGGUGGUGAUGUGUGAAGCUUUAUGCCACUGCCAAGAGGCGCGUAUGGAAAUCAUGCACAAAAUCAUUCGGCAUCAGCACAGUUUCUACAUCAGGUCCCUCGGGUUUCUGAUACAGUUUGUAUCUGCACAACGAUCUUCCCCUUGGCCCUCUUGCUCAUGAUGAUGUCGUAGCCCUUAUCGAGACACCGUCAGCAUCAUCCAACAGAAGAGUUCGUCCACAUACCUUGAGCGCAUCCUCCAUCUCCAAUACUUC
Molecule: messenger RNA, 2024 nt
Organism: Hyaloscypha bicolor E
Lineage: Eukaryota; Fungi; Ascomycota; Leotiomycetes; Helotiales; Hyaloscyphaceae
Exons: 5
Coding region: 1-1779 (592 amino acids)
Biological process (GO): copper ion import; intracellular iron ion homeostasis; iron ion transport
Cellular component (GO): plasma membrane
Molecular function (GO): ferric-chelate reductase activity
Source: RefSeq, a predicted model, not a curated record